CUGAAUUCAAUCUCAAGGUUCGAACCACUAAUUAUUUUAGUCUUGUAUCUUUUUCCAUCUUCUCAAUUCUGUAAAAAGUUAGGCCUGCGUCUAGGAGAAUGGCAGACGGUUUUAUGUUGAUGAUGCAGUUAGUGUUUCCCCGGAUUGAUGUAGCAGAAACUCCGGCAUCCGAUCUUCCUUGUUCUCUCGAUGCUAAUAAUGAAGAAGACAUUCACACUUCCGUCUUAAUUAUCAUCAUGGGAUUGUUACUCUUUUUCCUUUUCUACUUUCUCAUCGACGGCUUCCAUAGUUUGCUCCAAAAUGAGACAAACGAGGGCGACAUGGAACUAGGGGAAAUGAACAAUCAGCAUGAACGUUCCCGGAGAACCAUUAGCGCCGUGGAUUGGUCACAUCAAGCGGCUGCAAUUCACCGGAGGAACAUAUGGGUGCUGGAAACGUUGAACAGGAUUGUGCAGGCCUUGGAUGAUAGGCGGGGGCUGGGGCGGGAGGAGAUGGAGAAAGUUCUGCCAAUUGUCAACUACAACAGCAAUGAAAUGAAAUGGAGUGACGAUUGUGCAAUUUGCUUGGAGGAUUUUCAAGAGGAAGAUUUAUGCAGGAUUUUUCCUGUUUGCAAUCAUGUUUUUCAUUGGAAUUGCAUCGAUGGUUGGGUGAAAAAUAAUCUCACUUGCCCUGUUUGUCGAAAUUGUAUUUUGGAUUUGGAUUUGGAAGAUUUCGAUUUAUCAUGACAAAGUAAUGUAAAUAGGCAUUUGAAUUUGUUACAAGAAUGUAAAAAAAUACCCAAAAAAAAAAAAAAAGAAGAGAAUUUUUCUUUAUUUUGAGUUUGAAGCAUGAAUACGUUGUUUUACGAUUCUGAUUGUAUUGAACUGUAAAAUAAAAACCUUCAUAUAGA
Rubroshorea leprosula is the source of this 889-nucleotide messenger RNA. The record is from the annotation of a GenBank genome assembly. NCBI's taxonomy places the organism in Eukaryota, Viridiplantae, Streptophyta, Magnoliopsida, Malvales, Dipterocarpaceae.